This is a messenger RNA of Fusarium verticillioides 7600, 2242 nucleotides long. Its product is annotated as aspartate aminotransferase. Gene Ontology annotation, cellular component: cytosol. The transcript is spliced from 3 exons. Gene Ontology annotation, molecular function: pyridoxal phosphate binding; L-aspartate:2-oxoglutarate transaminase activity. The record is from RefSeq and is a predicted model, not a curated record. Bases 134 to 1411 code for a protein of 425 amino acids. Gene Ontology annotation, biological process: L-aspartate biosynthetic process. Lineage: Eukaryota; Fungi; Ascomycota; Sordariomycetes; Hypocreales; Nectriaceae.
CUUCAACCGCUAAAAAAACUAGCCCUACCCUGAAAAGCCCCCCCGUUCCUAAAAAUACCCACUUCCCUCCUCCGAUCCUCUUCCACCGCCUCAUCCAUCACUUCACCCCAACCCCAUCAAACAGACGCCCAUAAUGUCCCCCUCGUGCUUCUCAUCCCUCCCCGCGCAACCAACAGACGAGAUCUUCGAUCUCCUCGCCCUCUACCGCGCCGACGCCUCCCCCGACCGCGUCAAUCUCGGCGUCGGCGUGUACUGCACCGACGAGGGCAAGUCAUGGCCCUUGGAUGUAGUCACCCGCGUGGAGAAGCAGCUCUUUGACGAGGCUAGUCUCACGAGACAUGACUAUCUCCCCAUCGAGGGCGACCAGCAGUUUUUGAAGGUUGCGAGGGAUUUGAUUUUUGCGGAACAGGAUGAUUUGAGCAUCGCGAGUGUGCAGACUGUCUCCGGCACCGGAGCGAAUCACAUCGGUGCGAGGUUCGUGGCCGAUUACUUGAGACCGCAGAAUAUCUGGGUAUCGGAUCCUACGUGGGCUAACCACCAUAUGAUUUGGGAGUCUGUUGGUAUGAAGCCGAAAUUGUACCCGUACUACAAGAAGUCAGACUGUUCGUUGGACUUUGAGGGUAUGAUCAAGACGCUGGAGGAGCAAGCUCAGCCCCGCGAUGCUGUGUUGCUGCACGCCUGUGCGCAUAACCCAACUGGUCUCGACCCUACCAAGGAGCAGUGGAAGGCCAUCGCAGAAGUCUGCCAGCGAAAACAGCUCUUCCCCUUCUUCGACGCAGCCUACCAAGGUUUCGCAUCAGGAUCUCCCGCCGAGGACGCAUGGGCGAUUCGAUAUUUCUAUCACCAGCAGCCUCGUCCCGACAUGAUCGUCGCGCAGUCCUUCUCCAAGAACUUCGGCCUGUACGGCCACCGCACAGGCGCCGUCCAUCUUGUUCUCGCGGAGCCGUCCAAGGAGAUUCGCGAUAAUGCAUACUCGACGCUAUCGUACCUGCUCCGGUCUGAGAUUUCGAUGGCACCCAAGUAUGGGUCUACUAUUGUUAAGACGGUUUUGGAUAAUGAGGAGUUGACUGCGGCGUGGAUGGCGGAUCUGCAGGUUAUGAGUAGUCGGAUUAAGAGUAUGCGACAGGCUCUUUAUGAUGAGUUGGUGAGGUUAGAGACGCCUGGGACAUGGAACCAUAUUGUCGAUCAGAUUGGUAUGUUCUCAUACACUGGUCUAUCUCCCUUUGAGGUCAAGGUUCUUCGUGAGCGAUUCCACAUCUACCUGCUCAACUCGGGACGUAUUUCUAUCUCUGGACUGAACAAGAGGAACGUACAGUAUGUCGCCAAGGCAAUUCACGACGUCCGAACCCAGGGCCAUGCACUUAACGGAACCAACGGUACAAAUGGCACAAACGGCGUCAACGGGCACUAGACUUCAUAUUUCACCUACAGAUCAUAAGAGCUAAAAUGCCCUCCCGGGUCAAAAUAGAGAUGUUCCUUUACGACAAUUGUUAUGCUUCGCUCAAUCCCGAGUAAGAUGAAUAGUGGAAUUGCUUAUCUGACUGGAGACACCCCUGAUCCUUUUUCUUCUGAUCCGGCAGAGCUUUUUGUCAUUGCAUUUUUGUUUUUUUCAGUGGUUUCAUCCACUGAAGAGAAAACGCGGUCUGAAGCUCACUCGGAGUGAAAACAACAUGAUCUCCGAUGCCGGGCCGAGCUCGGCCAUAAAAAUUCACGUCGCAACGCCAAAGGACGACAGGUCCAUCAACAAUCUGCGACUGAACAAGAGACCUAAAAUUGAGGCAGCCCAGUUAGUCCCAAAUUGAAUCGGCAGAUGAAGUUCACGUGCACCAAGCUCAUAUCCUGUUGACGACCCAAGGCAGCGCAUUGAGAGACUACGUGAUAAAUUGAUCCUGUCGCGUUGUCAACUCAGUCGCACUAUAACACUCUAAAGAUAACAUCGCAGUAGACUUUAAUCAAUUACAUCAGGCCAAGUGAGGUACCUUAUCUCAAUCAUGAAAUUCACUAUCAGAUGGCUCCUUAUGCCAAUAUCAUAGCCAUCUUUAUCGUCGUCUCUGCUCUCCUAGCCGUACUCAACAGCCUGAAGAUCCAUACUAGCAUGCCCGUGGUGGACGAGACCAGAUAAUCGCAUCUGGAAGUGGUUAAGUACACACAUAUCUCUGGACGGCCGACCAACUGUGGCAACUAAACAGUAAGGCGUGCCAGUACGCGUUAGCCAUAUAACAAAACUCGGUAAAUGAUUCGC